Messenger RNA from Lodderomyces oxycetoniae, 1659 nucleotides. RefSeq names its product Ume1p (gene UME1). Gene Ontology annotation, cellular component: Rpd3L complex; nucleus; cytoplasm. The transcript has a single exon. Gene Ontology annotation, biological process: regulation of DNA-templated transcription; chromatin remodeling. Gene Ontology annotation, molecular function: histone binding; nucleosome binding. The record is from RefSeq and is a predicted model, not a curated record. Lineage: Eukaryota; Fungi; Ascomycota; Pichiomycetes; Serinales; Debaryomycetaceae. Bases 1 to 1659 code for a protein of 552 amino acids.
AUGGUUCCGUCCACAUCGAACGAGUGGGAAAAAGCAGAAAGAGAUAUAAUCCAAGAACAGCAGCAGCAAGAGAAAAUUGUCAAUGAAGAGUUUAAGAUAUGGAAGAAAACUGUACCGUUACUAUAUGACUUGAUCUAUACCUUUGCCUUAGACUUUCCUUCCACUGUUGUCCAAUGGGUGCCGGAGUAUAAACGUGUCAAUAAGGAGAGUUUUGAAGCCCAAUUUUUAUUAGCUAGUAACUCGGUGAAUAAGGCAGAUAAUUAUUUAAAAUUGGGGUCGGUGACAUUACCUUCAACUCUAGUUGAAAAAAACGAAUUGGCUAUACCCGAUGAUAAUAUCGACACGUCCAAUUUCAAAUUGUUGGCAAAAUGGAAACAAGGCACCGAAGUAAACAAGUUGAAGAUAUCAAGGAACGGUCAGAUUGCAUUAUCCUUAAACAGCGAUGGAGUGAUACAUGGCUUCAAUUUGGAGAAUAAUGACGUGACGGACUAUAAAUAUCAUAAACAAGGCGGGUAUGGUUUGGAAUGGAUAGAUAACGAUCGGUUUUUGUCCGGGUCCAACGAUUCACAAAUCGCAUUGUGGCAGUUGAAUAAACCUUCAACGCCAAUACAAUUGUUCAAAAGUCAUCACGGUGCAAUCAAUGAUAUUUCUUCUAAUGACGAAAAUAUCUUUGGAUCGGUUAGCGAUGACUCUACAACCCAGUUUCACGAUAUUAGAAUAGCUGGCUCAUCUUCGGAAACUACUGCUUCAAAUCCUUACAUCAAGGUUGAAAAUAAACAUAUCCAAAACUGUAUUCAAUUCCAUCCAUAUGUGAAAACACUUUAUGCUACAGCAGGCAAGGAUAAUAUUGUUUCUUUGUUCGAUUUGAGAAAUUAUAAAGAACCUAUACGCAAACUUUAUGGACACAAUGGUCCAAUCAGGCAAUUAGAAUGGGACUGGUCAACACCAUCGACUCUUGUCUCUUGUGGGUAUGAUACUAAAAUCAAUUUUUGGAAUUUAGAUAAUCUAGAUGAGGAUUUCAUCUACCCGGAUUCUAAUGGCACUGCGAGCGAAACGUUGAAGAGGAAAAAUCACCAAGCGAAUAAGAUAGACCCUUGUUUGAAAUAUAUACAUGGUGGACAUGUUAAUAGAGUUAACGAUUUUGCAAUCCAUCCGAAAAUCAAGAAUUUGUUUGCAAGUGUUGGUGAUGACAAAUUAUUGGAAAUUUGGAAACCAAAGACAUUGCAUGUGGAGGAGGAGGAGGAAGAAGCAGAGGAGGAGGAAGAGGAGGAGGAGGAAGAAGAAGAAGCAGAAGCGGAAGCAGAAGCAGAAACAGAAGAGCAAGUGGAUGUAAAUGCAAAAGCAGAAACAGAAAAACAAGCGGAUGUAAAUGCAGAGGCAGAAAAACAAGUGGAUAUGAAAACGGAAGCAGAGAAUAAUGAAGUUGAAAAAGAUGAACAGAAGGAAAGCAAAGAGGACGACAAAAAUACUGUCAAAAAAGAGGAGGAGACUGAUGACAACAACAACAACAACAACAACAAAGCAGGGCUUAAAGAAGUUGCUGAUGAUCUGAUAAAGGAAGACGUCGAGAUGGAGAAAGCUUCUGCUGCAAAUGGUAAUACCGAAGAGGAAAACAAUCCAUCAAAGGAUGGUUCAGAGGAUAUUGAAAUGAAGGAAUGA